This is a messenger RNA of Rasamsonia emersonii CBS 393.64, 1431 nucleotides long. RefSeq names its product AP-2 adaptor complex subunit sigma. Gene Ontology annotation, molecular function: clathrin-cargo adaptor activity. Bases 1 to 1431 code for a protein of 476 amino acids. The transcript is spliced from 8 exons. Gene Ontology annotation, cellular component: intracellular membrane-bounded organelle; AP-2 adaptor complex. The record is from RefSeq and is a predicted model, not a curated record. Lineage: Eukaryota; Fungi; Ascomycota; Eurotiomycetes; Eurotiales; Trichocomaceae. Gene Ontology annotation, biological process: protein transport; clathrin-dependent endocytosis.
AUGCCGGUUUACAAACUCCAUGGCUUUCGCUGGCCGCGGGGCGGCAUACCGAGUAUUCGAGUCUUCAUUGUUCUCAACAACCUCGACGACGCGGCCGCCGAGUAUAUCCAACAAAAGCGGACGUCCAAGCUAAUUUUGGACGCAUUCAAACGCCACGACCCUCAAAUCAUGGAGCAUCUCCCUGGACUGCAACUUAUUGAGCAAUACGAUCCUGACGACAUCAGUGAUCAGGCUGUCAGUCAGCCUUAUGCAUAUGUCGCAGACAGCGUCACCAUCCUUCCGGACAGUGAGAGACCGGCCAAUGGCCUCAGCAAAAGUAUUGAAGCCCCAUUGGACAGCGCUGCUAUCUCCCCGCAAGCCUGGGACGCAUUGGCCGAACUCAGGGACAAGAUCGCCCCAGGCCAGGAGAUUGGCUGGUGGAUUGUUUACAAUGGCGACCCCGAGCGGUGGUAUCCCGGAAUGGAAGAAGACUUGGAAGAAAACAGCUAUUCUGAAAGCGAUGUGACUUCACAGACGGGACAGUCAGAUACUAUGAAACACACUGGUUUACAUCCUAACUACUGCGAAUGCUUCUGUUAUGUGAAGAUUGCCAGCCGCCCAAUGAAAGGCGGUGAGAUCCGGCAAUAUCGGAAUCCCGCAAUCAAGCUCCAGAAACUCCGAUCAAUCGAAAGAUGCGACGCUCUCAACAAUAAUCUCAUCGCAAGGAGUGCCGGCCGAUCGGGAAGCUGUCGGACUCUUGCGGCUUGCUUUGUUAACGGGAUGGUCCUCUCCUUCAUUCUGAUACAGAAUCGCCAAGGCAAGACGCGCUUGGCGAAGUGGUAUGCACCUUACACUGACGAUGAGAAAGUAAAGCUCAAGGGCGAGGUCCACCGCCUCGUCGCCCCCCGAGACCAAAAGUAUCAGUCCAACUUUGUCGAGUUCAAACGCAGCACCAAGAUUGUCUACCGACGGUAUGCGGGUCUCUUCUUCUGCGUCUGCGUGGACGCGAACGACAACGAGCUGGCGUAUCUCGAGGCGAUACACUUUUUCGUCGAAGUCUUAGAUCAGUUCUUUGGGAAUGUGUGUGAACUAGAUCUGGUUUUCAAUUUCUACAAGGUCUAUGCCAUUCUCGACGAGGUCUUUCUUGCUGGUGAAAUUGAGGAGACCAGCAAGCAGGUUGUUCUGACCAGACUCGAGCACCUGGACAAGCUCGAUGGCCGACGAGAGUCAAAGAGAGAUGGAGAUACGAGUCAGUGUCUAACACCCCUAGCCGGUUCCGAAUAUUCCGUACAAAGCAGAGACGGAGGACCCCAGUUUUCGAUUAAGCCCCAAAGGAAUUAUGUGAGCGAUUGGGUGAUUUGGGUUGCAGGUGAGGUGAUGAAUGGCGCAAGGCGCUUUUAUCUUGGCAUGCCGGCACGCGACACACCAAGCCCCGAGGAGUCAUUAUUUUAA